Molecule: messenger RNA, 1793 nt
Organism: Leopardus geoffroyi (Geoffroy's cat)
Lineage: Eukaryota; Metazoa; Chordata; Mammalia; Carnivora; Felidae
Gene: BZW2
Product: basic leucine zipper and W2 domains 2
Exons: 12
Coding region: 105-1364 (419 amino acids)
Cellular component (GO): membrane; cytoplasm
Molecular function (GO): protein binding
Source: RefSeq, a predicted model, not a curated record
UCCAUUGUCUGCCGCCGCCACUGCCGCGGGUGCCACUGCCGCUGCCGGGAUCGCCGCAGCCUGCAGCCUCGCGCGUCGCCGCUACCUCCUCGGACAGAAAUUUUAUGAAUAAGCAUCAGAAGCCAGUGCUAACAGGCCAGCGGUUCAAAACUCGGAAAAGGGAUGAAAAAGAGAAAUUCGAACCCACGGUCUUCAGGGAUACACUUGUCCAGGGGCUUAAUGAAGCUGGUGAUGACCUUGAAGCUGUAGCCAAGUUUCUGGAUUCCACAGGCUCAAGAUUAGAUUAUCGCCGCUAUGCAGACACACUCUUUGAUAUCCUGGUGGCUGGCAGUAUGCUUGCCCCUGGAGGAACACGCAUAGAUGACGGAGACAAGACCAAGAUGACCAACCACUGUGUGUUUUCAGCAAAUGAAGAUCAUGAAACCAUCCGAAAUUAUGCUCAGGUCUUCAAUAAACUCAUCAGGAGAUAUAAGUAUUUGGAAAAAGCAUUUGAGGAUGAAAUGAAGAAGCUUCUCCUCUUCCUUAAAGCCUUUUCCGAAACAGAGCAGACAAAGUUGGCAAUGCUGUCGGGGAUCCUGCUGGGCAACGGCACCCUUCCCGCCACCAUCCUCACCAGUCUGUUCACCGACAGCUUAGUCAAAGAAGGCAUUGCAGCCUCAUUUGCGGUCAAGCUUUUUAAAGCAUGGAUGGCAGAAAAAGAUGCCAACUCUGUUACCUCUUCUUUGAGAAAAGCCAACUUAGAUAAGAGGCUGCUUGAACUCUUUCCAGUUAACAGGCAGAGCGUGGAUCAUUUUGCUAAAUACUUCACUGACGCAGGCCUGAAGGAGCUUUCCGACUUCCUCCGAGUCCAGCAGUCCCUGGGCACCAGGAAGGAACUGCAGAAGGAGCUCCAGGAGCGUCUUUCUCAGGAAUGCCCAAUCAAGGAGGUGGUGCUCUAUGUUAAGGAAGAAAUGAAGAGGAAUGAUCUUCCGGAAACAGCAGUGAUUGGACUUCUGUGGACCUGUAUAAUGAAUGCUGUUGAAUGGAACAAGAAGGAAGAACUCGUUGCAGAGCAGGCCCUUAAGCAUCUGAAGCAAUACGCUCCACUCCUGGCUGUGUUCAGCUCCCAAGGCCAGUCAGAGCUGAUCCUCCUCCAGAAGGUUCAAGAAUACUGUUAUGACAACAUCCAUUUCAUGAAAGCUUUUCAGAAGAUCGUGGUUCUCUUUUAUAAAGCUGAUGUACUGAGUGAAGAAGCAAUAUUGAAAUGGUACAAAGAAGCACAUGUUGCCAAAGGCAAAAGUGUUUUUCUUGACCAGAUGAAGAAAUUCGUUGAGUGGCUACAAAACGCAGAAGAAGAAUCUGAGUCAGAAGGUGAAGAAAAUUAGAUGGCUCAAGAAGCACAAUAGGCCACCACACAACACUUUUACUGGGAAUGCUGAACCAUUUGAGAAGAGAAAACUUGGCUUCCGUUUUCACAAAGGAAAAAAAAAAUAGGAUAGGCUGCCCUUGUGCGAAGGGGGAAAUGGUUUUUGUUUUCGUUUUGUUUUUAAAUGGAGCCCUGAGGCAUCAGCUAUUAUACUUGGGACUCUACCUCUCACUCACUAUAUGCUAACUUAAAGCCAUUCAACAAGGAGUCCAGUAGGUAUCUGAAAUUCAAUACUCAACAGACUCCUCUUUUUUAGCUGUAUUUUUCAGGUACUGUGUGGUGAACGCCCCACUGGUGUCUAUUACAGGGCCACUUUGGUAGUUGUGUAUCUGCUCGUGUAUGUGAUUUGACAAACCAGUUUUUUAAAAUAAAUGGCUUUUUAAAAAUC